Molecule: messenger RNA, 405 nt
Organism: Necator americanus (New World hookworm)
Lineage: Eukaryota; Metazoa; Nematoda; Chromadorea; Rhabditida; Ancylostomatidae
Exons: 3
Coding region: 1-405 (134 amino acids)
Source: RefSeq, a predicted model, not a curated record
AUGUACGACAUGUGCGGCGAGAAGCUCAGAAGAAGCGCAGGACGAGGUCCGAAAAGGGGCAAGGAGGCGAGGAAAGACGCCGGCGACCUGACCACGUCUCGCGGAAACGGGAAAUUCCUUGAAAUAGACGAUAUGAUUGAGCUGUACAUGGAAAUUUCUGAAAAUUUGUUUUUCUGCAUGCAUCAUGCUCAGGCCUCAUCUGACGUGAAGGACGAUGCUGUCGUUGCUAUGAUAACAAUCCUUCGAAAGCACACCCACAAGCACAGAGGCGAACGGAUGUUGAGGAAAUUCCGGAUGACAGCUCUUAACAGAAAAAAGGUUAGCCCUACUCCAACCGACAUCCGAACUCGUCUUUGGGGUGAUCCGUUGGAGUGGGGUCCAAAACAACCAUUACGUUUAUCGUAG